Molecule: messenger RNA, 705 nt
Organism: Oikopleura dioica
Lineage: Eukaryota; Metazoa; Chordata; Appendicularia; Copelata; Oikopleuridae
Source: the annotation of a GenBank genome assembly
AUGAAGCUUUUCGGUCUUAUCGCAUCGGCUAACGCCAUGCUUCGAACUUCCAGCCCCGAGUGUGCUGAAGUUGGCAAGCCAAACUUCUGCAAGGAUGUCUUGACCUACACCACACGAACAAACUCGUGGACCUGCAAGGAUUGCUUCAACAUCCGAGUUGAAGUCAACCUCAACGCCAUCGGUGCCGUCGGUGACUAUUGGGAUAACCGCGAUCACGUCUUCCUCGCUUUCGACAAUGAUGUUUCCUUCAUCAAGGUCGCCGGACCCGGCGACAACGUCGUCCAACUAGACCGAGACGAUGACGGCAACCAGGUCUGGCGAGUCGACUUCCAAUCCACCUUCAACCCUGGAGAUCGACGAAUCGACAUCAACAUCGAGUUCAAAGAAGCCGACGCUCCAUCCAACCUUGUCAAGGCCGAUCUCUGCCCCUUCUGCUUCAAGGACACCGUCGUCGCCGAUCCUUGCGACUCUUCCUGGCUCGUUGCCAACGUCGAUGAAGUCAGUGAGCCUUCCCAGGGAGAAUGGAACUGCGCCAAGGUCAGAAAGUUCGAAAAGAUGAACCGAUGCCAGUUCGUUUGCAAUGCCGGCACUCCUGAGGAAUACUCUGCUGGUGGAUUCGCCAAAUGCUUCCGAUACGAAGACCACAAGAAAUUCUCCAAUGGAUGGAUGCUCCCAAAGAACCGAGAACUCAGCUGUGAUAACUGA